AUGUUCUACGUCAUGUAUCUCACAGGCCUUUGCCAAAGACGCCACUGGCCCGACCCACUCUUCCAGACCUACCGUACCCGCUAUGGUUACGGCUCAACCGUUAGAGUAAACAACCGCGAGUACAGCACAGAUGUAGAGUACGAGUCGGAAGAGCUAGCCAAGAAUGCUGCCGCCACCCGCGCCUACAUGAUCUGCCGUAACUUUUCAGUAAACGAUGGAAUGUACCCAGGCCAGCGGCCCGGUCAGGGCGCCCAAGGACUGCCUACACCAAUCGGAGCUGGCCGACGCAAUACGUCGUCGUCAAAUGAUUACGAUAGUUCGAGCACGACGAGCGGUGGUACAAGUCCCAGGAACUCGGAUUGCGGGCUCGAUGCAGCACAGGCGGCUGCAGCAGGACGACGACCCAGCAAGGCCUCGGUAGCACCAUCGUCCCCACCAUUGGCGUGCUUCUGCGGCCGAGGAUAUGUCCGCGCUUAUGAGAGGUGCUCUGGCUGUCUUCAGGAAGCCGGAUACCGAGUGUAGAGCGCGCCCACCUGGCAUCCGGCACCUGGCGUCCAUGCACAUACACAUCUAUGUUUACGGUUACGAACAAGAACAGAAACGACGAACACGACGACUUACUACCAAGAAAUCCCAACGAAUCCCGCAUCGAUAUUCAGAAAGACUUGAAGAGCCCAAGCUCAGCGAUACCAUGAUACCUACGACCUGCAUGCGUUUUGUUUCCGCAUUUCCAUAUGCCAAAUUGCCAUAGCGACUUACUCCUCACCGGUCCACUAUCACGACACUCCAAACCUCUCCUCCACUGCGCAACAAGAGACGGUGGUUUUACUCCCUUCUCGCUUCACGACUUCCCUUGUUCCAUCAUCUGCUUUCUUUUCCUGGCAGCUAGCAUAGCGACGGCAUUGAAAGCGAUUUAGCGAUCCCCCAGACACAUGUGAUUUUACGGGCUUGUUUUCCACGUUUGAUGAUUUUCCAUCGAUUAGACUGCACGUUACUUGCGCUGGUGGGUAAUUUACAACUGAAAAAAUGUGGCCCAGGGGGUCGUAUGUGUGUAUGUCUUUUCCGAUUGACCAAAUUGGGUUCAUGAUCCGCGAUGAAUUUUUUCAUACUUUUCUAUAAAAGGAAGAGAUACAAAGGGGGAAAAAAGAAGGAGGGAAAAAUGGCGCUUCUCGCUGUUAUGUCAAUGAUUUGACGAAUCUAAUGACUUCUACUUUGUUAU
Pyrenophora tritici-repentis Pt-1C-BFP is the source of this 1219-nucleotide messenger RNA. RefSeq lists its product as uncharacterized. The record is from RefSeq and is a predicted model, not a curated record. Lineage: Eukaryota; Fungi; Ascomycota; Dothideomycetes; Pleosporales; Pleosporaceae.